This is a messenger RNA of Lachancea fermentati, 915 nucleotides long. Lineage: Eukaryota; Fungi; Ascomycota; Saccharomycetes; Saccharomycetales; Saccharomycetaceae. The record is from the annotation of a GenBank genome assembly.
AUGCUUCUACAGGACGGAUCCUUGUAUAUGACGGGCGACAACUCACAAGGGCAGUGCGGCUGGCCAAAAGAAGUGACCCAUACUAUUGGCUGGCGUCUCUUGCCCGGGAAAUUUGUCGAUGUGGGCUGCUGUUGGGAGAGUACCGUCGUAAUCACCGCGAAGGGGGAGGUCCAAAGCUGCGGUAAAGGGUUAAAGGGAGAGCUUGGUCUUGGCCCUCUCGUGCAAAGAAGCGAGCUGUCUACUGUUAUGCAGUUGAACACAACAAAUGGAAGCGUGCACUGUUGCCUGCAUAAUGUAUGCGUACAAGACGGUGCGGAGCUUUAUGGAUGGGGAGCGAAUACAAAAUGUCAACUUCUGGCGCCCAAGUCAAGAUAUCUAAACACUCCAACCCUUAUUCACAAGGGAACUAGUAUAACACAAGUGAGCCUGGGCAAGAACUUUCUGUGUUUUGUGGACCAAGAGGAGCUAACAAUACAAGGAACCGCAUCUGAUUUUUUACCAGCGAUAGUACAAGAAUUCGAAGCCCACAAGCCGUGCGUGCAGUUCCACGCUAUGUGGUCAUCUCUACAUAUGCUGGCCCCUGGCCAUUUGGCAUCAUUUGGACAAGGAAAUCAUGGCCAGCUGUUUAAAGAUGCCGUUCCCAGUGCGAUUACAUCGUGGGCGACGGGCAGCGAGCACGGCGUACUCUGCGUCAGCAGGCAGGACGUUCUGUGCUGGGGAUGGGGCGAGCACGGAAACUGCGGCAGGCUGACGCACGACGUGGCUGCAACUGCGCAGUUACCUGACGAGAACGACUACUCGAACCAAGUGAGCCCGCUUAACCUCGUUUACACUUGCGGCAGCGACCCCACGGCUGCUGUGUACAAGUGCUACGGGGGCUGCGCCACUACAUGGAUUUGUAUACAACAUAACUAG